UGGAUUUCAACUCGAUUAUGCCAUCUUGGCCUAUAGUACAUGCAUUGGUACUUGGUGUGAAGUUUCGGUUGAUCAACCACCAUGACCACCGAUCAACAGUUCUGCAUGCACGUUCGAAAGUAUAGUUGAAACUCAACAACAUUUCCAGUGAUACGAUUGGACUCCAUGAACUCUUGCCGUUGCUCAACCUAACGCGUGACAAUUCAUUUAAUCAAUACAAUCGUGGAAAUAAUUUAUUUUCCCAGUCACUACUUUCCAAUCACUUUUAACUGUCUUUUUGCCGUGAAGGCGAACUGAAUAUCGAAGUCCCUUGGAAUCAAAUGACGAUGACUUUCUUUCGCAUCACUGAGGUUCGUUUCCACAAGAGUCGGUUUCUUAGGAAACUCCGGCAUGACUGGUUGCAUAAUCACCUUUGGAAUCACUGGCCAACCAUCACUCUGAUCUAUUCAUUGGUCAUCUGUAUUCUUGUCACGAUAAGGACCAACAAGAGAAUGGUUCACGAAGAUAUACCUCUCCAUCUAGAAUAUCCUGUAGAUUGUGGCGAGAUCAUGAAAGGGGAUCCCGAAGAGUUGGAUCAUGUCCUGAAGCUUUAUGAACAAGUGUCCGACAUAUCGGUGAAUGGACUACUACCGAUCCCUUCGGACAGACGUGUACUGGCUUUUGCUACCAAUUGCCACUUCUUCAAACAACAGAGGAAAUAUCCGCAAAGGACUGCUUCGCACGAGGAAGAACAGUAUCCUUUAGCGUUUGUAAUAGUGAUUCACCGCAAUGCAGCGCAGGUGGAGAGGCUUCUGCGAGCGUUGUACCAGCCGCAGAAUGUGUAUGCCAUUCACCCAGAUGCCAAAUCACCUCCUGAUUUCAUAAAAGCUAUCCGGAAAUUAGCAUCUUGUUUUGACAAUGUUUUUGUCUGUUCCACCCUUGAGGACGUUCAGUAUGGAAGACACUCGCAUCUCAUGGCUUACAUCAACUGCAUGCGAGACUUAAUUAAGCAUCCAGUCCAGUGGAAGUACGUGAUCAAUCAAUGUGGAGAGGCUUUCCCUUUGAAGACCAACUUGGAGAUGGUUCAACAACUUAAGAGCUACAACGACCUCAAUGACGUUGAAUCGCACCCGACUUCUGGUAAGAAAUUAAAGAGAUUCCACAGAAACGGGCCGAACCGGAAGUUAGAGGUCGGCAUUACACUUCAGCACAACCCAUCACCUCCGGGUGACAUAGAACUGUUCUCUGGAAACGCGUACAACUCUCUUACGCGUGGCUUUGUUGAUUUUGUCCUCAGCGAGGAUUUACCACAGAAGUUCCUAAAAUGGCUUGGGGAUGUCAUGUAUCCGGAUAAAUACUACUGGGCAUCACUGAACCGAGUUCCUGGAACACCUGGAGGAUCCAAUGAAAACACCAUGGACCUCACAUCCUAUGUCAACACAAUGCAUGAUCACCGACACGUCAGUAACAAUAGGAAUAUCCACCAUCGAUACGUGUUCAACUCUGCAGAUCUUGCCCGAAUGUCUUCCAUGCCUCAUCUCUUCAUCGACAAACUCAGCUACUCCAAUGAUCCAAUAUCACUGCAGUGUCUUCAAGAUUUGCUCACGAUCAGAGCACAUAGUGAUCAUUCUUGGUUGCCUUGGUUGUAACGUAUAUGUUAAUCCAUGAAAGAAACGGUGAUUACUUUGUAACAAACGUGCUCUCUGGGCCGACAUUCAUUACCUUGUCAGCCUCUUGUCGGAUUAGGAAUAUGACUUGAAGAAGGUAUAUAAGGUCAUAACGCAACUCAUUCUAAACAUCAAUGACCUCACUAAAGGACCAAGUGACAGAGAACAGACUUGCUAGACGUUACCAAAUUCCUAUCGCCGACUCUUCCUUAAAGCUACCACAAUGGUAUACGCAGCUCUUCUCUUCAGGGAAUCAAAAGCUUCCUUAAUGGCCAAACUCGAUCAGCAAGUUAGGCCUACUUUGGAGCCGUGGGUCAGUGUAGACAUGAGACUGACAUCUGCAGUGGUCUACGGUAGUGCGCUUAGCCCGCUGCUUAUUCUUGUUCGACGAACUACCAGACAGAGUAAAAAAAAAGCAAAUGACCACUUUGAACCACAUGGGACACGAUUUGACAAAGGGACCAUCGAAAUUCAUUUACCAGACACUUCAGGCAAUACAGAAAAAAGUUUGGUUAAAAAAUAUUCCCCGAUUGUGCACGGGAACUCCCUUUUCCGACUCGAGUAUUUAUCCCUUUUCUCAGUUUUCUUUUAAAUAAUUAUUUGUCAUUCUGUUUUUGUCCUCUUUCCAAUGACUAGUAAUAAUUUCAUUAUCUGAUAUUCUGCCUAGUUUUUUGUCCUUUAUUUUCAUAUUCUAAAAUGUCAUUCAAAACUAUUUUCUCCAACUGAAAUCAAUGUCCGAAAUACUUCCAUCAAUACCUAUUUUGACCAAAUAUUUUAAUGGAAAAUUCUAAAAUCGAAUAGAAAUGAGGUCAUAAAACGUUUAGCUCCGCUUCAUUUAUUAUUUGGUUCAUUGAUUGAUUGAUUUAUUCAUUGAUUUGUCCCUUCACUUUAUAUGGCAUGUUAAUGACAGCUCAUAAUUGUUUUCUUUCACCAUUCCUGCCAUUCUGAGGGAAUGGACCGAUGUAGAUGUACCUCAUUGCAUCGAAACAUGACAUGAAUUGAUAUGUCUAACCUUAAAAAUAAUCUGGUAACAUAAAUUAUUAAAUGAAUAUCUUAAUUUACAUGAACAAUAAAAUAUAAUGUUAUUCUUUCUACCAUCUUGUUUAAUGCACAACGGCUACGUGUCAAACAAAGAAUCAAAAUAAAACAAAAUAUUUACAGUUAA
Molecule: messenger RNA, 2811 nt
Organism: Lytechinus pictus (painted urchin)
Lineage: Eukaryota; Metazoa; Echinodermata; Echinoidea; Temnopleuroida; Toxopneustidae
Product: beta-1,3-galactosyl-O-glycosyl-glycoprotein beta-1,6-N-acetylglucosaminyltransferase 4-like
Exons: 1
Coding region: 321-1628 (435 amino acids)
Cellular component (GO): membrane
Molecular function (GO): acetylglucosaminyltransferase activity
Source: RefSeq, a predicted model, not a curated record